Mycena indigotica is the source of this 4896-nucleotide messenger RNA. RefSeq names its product Cell division control protein. Bases 1 to 4896 code for a protein of 1631 amino acids. The transcript has 8 exons. Gene Ontology annotation, biological process: protein phosphorylation. Lineage: Eukaryota; Fungi; Basidiomycota; Agaricomycetes; Agaricales; Mycenaceae. Gene Ontology annotation, molecular function: protein kinase activity; ATP binding; protein binding. The record is from RefSeq and is a predicted model, not a curated record.
AUGGCAACUGCUGUACUUUCACCUGUAAACGUUGCGAGUCGAACGUCUACGUCCAGUCAUUUCAUCAUGCCUUCCCAUCGCUCCCAAAAACCAUCACCCACCCCAGGGGCUUCUUCCUCCCGACCUACCGCGUCAAUAACGGUCCCUGCUACCCCAGAACCAGCGCCCAAGACUUUUCAUCGCAUUCGCUCGUCACUCGAACAGAGUCUUCGCACAGCAACGCGCUCAAAGAAAACAGCCCAACCUGUCGUGAGUGAUUACCUCACCAUAUCGACCGGCGCUGGGAAGGGUAAGGAACGGGCAACCGUGGAGGAUGUCAACAAGGACAACAAAGACAAAUCCUCCAGACCACUUUGGGGCUUCCGUAGGAGUGGUAGAAGCUCGAUAACACCUUCCCCUUCUCCAAUACCACCCACUCCAACUCCAGACUACCCUGACGAAUCUUUCAUGCCUUUCGUUUCCCCCACUCUCCGCCAAGGGUCUUUGUCGUCUCCUGCGCUACAUCUAUAUUCUCAGGCUUUGCCGUCACCCAAAUCUCAGCCCGCCAUUCCAGCUUCAUCUUCUUCGACAAGUGAUGCUCUCGUAUCACCGAACAGGACGCGAAGGCCCACCCUCCAACCAUUACAACGCAAUCUGAGCGACCUUCCACCCACUCCGGCCAGAGAACGUGUAUCACGUCACCGCGCUACCAAAUCUAACCCACUCAAUUCAAUAUCACCAGCUCCAAUACAAAUGAGAGUAGCAAGCUCACCACAAACUCCCCGUCGACCUGCUCGCGACACAACACCAAGCCCUCCUCCAACACCAACCCCUGCAUCUGGUUCACGUGGGCACGUGACCCGCUCGUCUUCGUCAGCCAGCGCCGCGCCUCGCGGGACUAGUCCGAUCAGGCCACGCUCACCGGGUCGCCGCGUCGUAACUCCACUGCGGAGUUUAUCCUCUGCCUCAACUUCCCAUCUCCCACUCUCUUCUUCUCCUGUUCCACCAUCACCUACUGGUAUACGCCGCCCAUCAAUCGAUUCACAACGUAGAGUUUCUAUAGACUCACCUCGAAGACCCUCAUUCCGUGAAGAAUCGCCUUCGCCAAUCCGGCCAAGAGAAAGGACCCCAUCUCAACAACGGUCCGGCUAUGCCACCCGGCAACUUAACGCCUCAACCACUUCCCUUUCCGGCCCGUCAAAUCCGGAACAUCGUGACCUCAUACGAAAGGCUACAUCAAUGCUGUGCAAAGAGAUUGUCAAACCUCCAGCACAUAUGGCUCGCACAGACUCUGGGCAGAAAGAUUGGGAAGAAGUAGAAGUCAGGAUGCGGGCGUUGGCUCGACUGGAGCGUAUAUGGGGGAAAAGCGGCACCGGUGGUAGCUCGAGCAAUCUUACCCUCGGUCAACCAACCGGAAUCAGUGUCGGCGGAGAGGAACGGGAGCGACGGUUGUUCACUGAAGCGUUGCGAGACGGCUUUGUGUUGUGCCAAUUGAUGAAUAAGCUUCGCUCUAGCUCAAUCGUCAGACCUGACAGUCGGGACGACGGAUUUGUCCGCACCUCAAACAUCACCAAGUUCCUUGCUGCCUGCUCAUCUUAUGGACUAUCUAACGAGGAUUUGUUUCAGCGUGAUGACCUCAUAGAAGCAUCAAGCGAAUCUCUUGCACGUGUUGCUCGGACCAUAAUUGCCUUGGUCCAAUAUGUCGAUGCGCCGAUUGUAAAUCGGUCCAAGUUUGUGUCAGGUCAAGCCAACAAGAAAAUCAGCACCCCAGCAACGCCAACCGGUCCUUAUGGUGGUCGAUCUGCUGCCGCGUCAACACCAAACUUGGCCUUAAAUGCUCACUCACCGUCGCCUACACCCCAUGCCCGCAAAAGAUGGAGUCCACCAUCCGACUUACCUAGUGUUCGGUCUGCGAGUCCGGGCGAAAGCUCAGGCACUGGCAGUACUAGUCAAACACCAACUGCGUCAACCAACCAGAAGGAGAAUAUGCAACACGAUCGAAACCCCGUCACCACCGAUCGUCCACUUACCCAAGAUAAAGAAACUCCCUUGUCACUGUCGCCACCUCCACGUUCCCCUCUUCGUCCCCAGCCUGCAAAAGUAGACGAUGGUCAAACCUUUCGUUCAUUGAGCCACACGGACCUUGGGCGAUCGGCUGUCAAUACCCCUGAAUUGGGCCUUCGGCAGUCCUUCGUUUCUACCUCCAGUGCCAUGACGGAGACGACGACUACCACCGUUAUGUCUAGCUUGCUGGAGGUCACUCGCAGUUCUUCCAACAAAUUCGGUACUAUCCGCACUGUCACCACCGACGCCACCUCCGAGUUUCCAAGCAUUACCAGGACAGAGGGGAGCUCUAUUGCUGACGACAUCUCUCGGAAACGCGGGGAAGCUAAACUCUAUAGUCGAGAGACUAAGCUCAGCGAGAGCUUCAUCGACCUAUCUCGGGUUGAGGAAAUGGACGAGGCCGGGACUGCUUCUAGGGGUUUGUCUCGGAAGUGGGAGCAGCAGCAACCGCCACCCGAAGUUCAGCGCAUCGACAGCAAGCCAGCUAUACGCCUUGGGAAGGGCAAGUGGCCUGAUGACUUUGUCGACGCUUUGCAACCACCACCCAAGUCACCCACAUCGUCAGAAUUUGGCUCCCCCUCAUCUUCUGGUAUCACGGGUCCCCGCAAAAUCGCCAUCGUUGGAGCAAACAAACGGAACGAAAGCGUCGAAUCCCUUCCCCAAUUCCCUAGGCGACCAUCUCAUCGGGCACGACACAGUAUUGAUGCGCCAAUCCUCCUUGCCAAAGAACGGCGUGAUUCAAGCCCUGAUGGUUUACCGGGUGGCAGUAGGGUCAUGGCUCGUCGCCACUCCUCCAAGCCGUCCCAACGUAGUGGGCUUGCACCAAGAAGCGCGUCACGUGAAGGCAGCGACAGUUUUGUUCCAUUUCCUCGAUCUGCUUCUGGCGAGCACUCUCCUGCAGGCUCUCCGCCUGAUCGCGCUACUUCACCUCUAGCAGACAAGCCUCGGCCAAGAGGAGCAAAACCGUCUAGGUCCCGCUUUGAGAGCAUGAUCAACUUGGGAGGGGCCUCUGGCAAUACCAGCGCCAGCGAUCUAUUGACUCGGGACUCGUUGGAUGGAAGCCUUGUUCGCAAGGCGCUGAUAGUCAGGGAGGAAGGAAAGCCACCUACACACUUUCAAUUGGGUAAUUGCAUUGGUCGCGGUCAAUUUGGCUCCGUUUAUCGUGCUCUUAACUUGAACACCGGCCAAAUGGUGGCUGUCAAACGCCUGCGACUGGAGGGUCUGAAGGAGGAAGAGGUAACCCAGCUGAUGCGGGAGGUUGAUCUCGUCAAACGGCUCUCUCAUCCUAGUAUUGUCAAGUAUGAAGGUAUGGCCAGAGACGAGGAUACGCUCAGCAUUGUUCUAGAAUAUGCCGAGAAUGGAUCGCUUGGCCAAACGCUUAAAGCUUUCGGGAAACUCAACGAGCGCCUUGUCGCCAGCUAUGUCGUCAAGAUCCUUGAAGGGUUACACUACCUCCAUUCAAGUGACGUUGUCCAUUGCGAUCUUAAAGCUGCGAACAUUCUAACGACCAAGAAUGGGAAUGUAAAGCUUUCCGACUUCGGCGUUUCCCUCAAUCUCCGAGCUAUGGAGCGAGAAAUCAAAGAUGUCGCCGGCACUCCCAAUUGGAUGGCUCCUGAGGUUAUUGAACUUAAGGGAGCUUCCCCCAAAUCCGAUAUCUGGUCCUUGGCGUGCACUGUUAUCGAGCUUCUGACGGGCCGUCCUCCUUAUGCUGAAAUUGCGAAUAGUUUAUCUGUCAUGUUCCGAAUUGUGGAGGACGAUAUGCCUCCGCUUCCCGAAGGCUGCUCAUCGUCGCUUGAAGACUUUUUGAAGCAAUGUUUCAACAAAGACCCAACGAAGCGACCAAGCGCGGAGCUGUUGUGCGAACAUGAAUGGCUCAAAAAGAACUGGGGCGCUCAUCACAAGGAGUUACGACCGCAAGAUAGCAUUCCUUUCCUCCGCCGUGUCAGCGCCGACCUGCAAAAGUCGGAUGCCGUUCGUUUCCUAGCGCAGCUCGAUCCGCCAGAUUCCCCGAUUGACGGUGGCGACCCUAUUAGCAGCUCUCCGCCUGGCCGUCGGGUCUCCUUUUCGUCGCGACCUCUUGAUACCGAAAUUUCUCCCCGUGACCAUUCAUUCGUGAAAACGACCUUUAGCAAACCGAUGGUCUGUCGAGUGUGUUUGCUCAAUGUCAAGAAGAGCGCUGUCUUGUGUGAGCAGUGCAGUUUGAUUGCCCAUUCCAAAUGCGCUAUCAAUGCCCCACCAACCUGUGACUUGCGAGCCCAACUCUUGCUAUAUGCUCAAUAUGCUGAGAAGGACAACCCGCGCAGCGUAUACUCAAACCCGUUGGACGUUGUUUCAGAACCACAUCCGAUGAGCCCCGCUUCGGAAGUUGCUUAUGUCCAACAUACUCCUCGCACCAGUUUGGAUGGAGCCGCUCCAUCACCAGCUUAUGGUGGAUUGAAUGCCAACCCCCCAACGGCGUUCAAGUUCAUCGCGGCAUUCAAACGGUCACGCUCCAACUUGUCGCCAGAACCCCCUGAGCAUGCCUCGUCAACAACAUCUAUUCCCCAACUUCCAGCCAAGGAUGUGACUGUGCAAAAGAAGCUACGGAAAGACCGUGAACGACCCCAGUCCGUCAAGAGCACGAGCACUUCGGCCAACACUUCGAGUAUGAGGAGUGCAGAAAGCGCAGCCAGUAGGAGUAACGCCAAGUCUAUGGACGAAGGUCGGACGGCCGAAAUGCAACGCAAACGGUCAAGACUCAACUCCAAGACUGGGACAUCAGAGGCCGAUGGCGUUAGUGUUCCUGGCGCGUUGCCCGUGGAAACAAAGCACAAGAAACGGUCAGAGUCGCGGUCUAACUGCAUUGUCCAGUAA